Orcinus orca (killer whale) is the source of this 1590-nucleotide messenger RNA. RefSeq names its product small nuclear ribonucleoprotein U5 subunit 40 (gene SNRNP40). Lineage: Eukaryota; Metazoa; Chordata; Mammalia; Artiodactyla; Delphinidae. The transcript is spliced from 10 exons. Bases 47 to 1123 code for a protein of 358 amino acids. Gene Ontology annotation, molecular function: RNA binding; protein binding. The record is from RefSeq and is a predicted model, not a curated record. Gene Ontology annotation, cellular component: catalytic step 2 spliceosome.
GGGUGUCAGCGCGGUCAGUGGCGGCUUGAGGAGAGCGGCUGCCGCCAUGAUAGAACAGCAGAAGCGAAAGGGCCCAGAGUUGCCGCUGGUCCCAGUCAAGCGGCCGCGGCAUGAAUUGCUUUUGGGAGCGGCGGGGUCGGGCCCCGGAGCCGGGCAGCAGCAGGCGGCGCCGGGAGCUUUGCUGCAAGCGGGGCCUCCAAGAUGUUCCUCCCUCCAAGCCCCAAUCAUGCUUCUCUCAGGACAUGAAGGGGAAGUGUAUUGCUGCAAGUUUCACCCCAAUGGAUCCACCUUAGCAUCUGCAGGAUUUGACCGACUGAUAUUGUUGUGGAAUGUCUAUGGUGACUGCGAUAACUAUGCUACAUUGAAGGGACACAGUGGAGCAGUGAUGGAACUGCAUUAUAACACAGACGGCAGUAUGCUCUUCUCAGCAUCCACAGAUAAAACUGUGGCGGUGUGGGAUAGUGAAACAGGCGAGAGAGUUAAAAGACUGAAGGGGCACACUUCCUUUGUGAAUUCCUGUUAUCCGGCCAGGAGGGGUCCCCAGCUUGUCUGCACUGGCAGUGACGACGGUACAGUCAAGCUUUGGGACAUCCGUAAGAAAGCAGCGAUCCAGACAUUUCAGAACACCUACCAAGUGUUAGCUGUGACCUUCAAUGACACAAGUGAUCAGAUUAUUUCUGGUGGAAUAGACAACGAUAUCAAGGUCUGGGACCUGCGCCAAAAUAAGCUGACCUACACGAUGAGAGGCCAUGCAGAUUCAGUGACUGGCCUGAGUUUAAGCUCUGAAGGCUCUUACCUCUUGUCCAAUGCAAUGGACAAUACAGUGCGGGUCUGGGAUGUCCGGCCAUUUGCUCCCAAAGAAAGGUGUGUGAAGAUAUUUCAAGGAAAUGUGCACAACUUUGAAAAGAAUCUUCUGAGAUGUUCUUGGUCACCUGAUGGAAGCAAGAUAGCAGCUGGCUCAGCCGACAGGUUUGUGUAUGUGUGGGAUACCACAAGCAGGAGGAUCUUGUAUAAGCUACCCGGCCACGCUGGCUCCAUCAAUGAAGUGGCUUUCCACCCCGACGAACCCAUCAUUCUCUCAGCAUCCAGUGACAAGAGACUAUAUAUGGGAGAGAUUCAGUGAAGAUAUGGAAUGGAAGACUCCACAAGGCUGCUUGACCCUGAGACCUCAGACAGCAUAAGUGGCAUCAAAUGAUGCCCAAGCGAGCAUCCUCCCUUCAGAUGAAGAUCAUUACUAGCAAGAAACAAGGAGGAGGUGGCCAUAUUCCAGCAACCACAAGUAUCCCAGUAUCCUAUUUCAUCAGGAUCAUUAAGGCAACCUUACAGUGGCCUCUUAAAAACCACCUGCCAGAUUUCAGGGAUUGACUUUGUUUUUUCCUUUUUUUUUUUUAAGUAAGGUUUCUUCAAAGGGACACACAUUGGUUGGUGCAUAGUCUUCUGUUUCCUAAUUUAGGCUGAAGACAGGGAAUGUGACCGAAAUUUAUUCGUUGGGGAUUUUUUUUUUUAACUCAAUAACUUGUAUGAUAUUUUCUUUCUUUGUUUCUCUGACUCAUUUUGUAUUAAAAGCCAAAUUGAUGCCUUUUUACAAGA